AUGCACUAUGUGCAUUCUCUCCACCACCGAUACGGGCCCAUCGUUCGGAUUUCGCCCACCGAGGUUGCCGUCGCCGAUCCGGAAGGCUUCAACUCGAUUCACAAGAUUGGCUCGGGCUUUUUGAAGGGGCCAUGGUAUUCGACAGUCACCGCUGGCGUCGAGCCGGGAAUCUUCGCCAUGGUCGAUCCGAAGAAACAUGCUGCGCGCCGAAAGCUGUUUGCUCGUGCAUUCACCAGUGCCUCGCUGCGCCAAAACUGGGAGCGCAUCGUCCGGCAGAAGGUCGAGCGGGCUGUUGAGCGGAUCAAAGCCGACGCCCUGAACGGAAAAGCCGACGUCCUGAAAUGGUGGACAUUGAUGACGACCGACGUCAUUGCCCAUCUGUCCUUUGGAGAGUCGUUCGAGAUGCUGGAACUAGGAGAGAAAAACAGUUACAUCAAAGCCCUGGAAUCCGUCUUCAUCUUCACCACGCUCCGCAAGGAACUGCCGCUGCUGUAUUUCUUGGCACGUCUUCUCCCAAUCCAGUCGGUGCAGAACAUCGUGCAAGCCCAAAACAUUGUGGACGCGCAUGCUGUCAGAGCCGCUGCAAACUUGCGCCAGAACGGCCACUCCGCCAACCUGUUUGGCAACAUGCUCGCCGAGUGCGAGGCCGGGGAGAAGUCGGACCUGACUCCCGAGAAGGUCCAAGCCGAAGCCGGCAAUCUGAUUGUCGCUGGAUCCGAUACGACUUCUGUGACGUUGACAUACUUGGUAUGGGUUGUACUGAGAAGACCUGAUCUACAGGCGAGAUUGGAGGAGGAGUUUGCCGGAAUAGGUGACGGAUUUGACGACGCCGCCCUGGAGAAGUUGCCGCUUCUCAACGCGGUGAUUGAUGAGACCCUCCGUCUCUACGGUGCUGCCCCAGGCAAUCUUCCUCGAUCAGUGCCUCCCAGCGGCGCGACGUUUGGAGGCUUCUUCGUCCCUGGGGGCACCGUAGUUGAGACGCAAGCGUACACCCUCCACCGGCACCCUAACGUAUACCCCGAUCCGCUGAGGUUCGAUGAGAGGCGGUUCCUCGACCAGGAGUCGCUUUCGAAGCAGCAGAAACAGCUGUUCUCGCCCUUUGGAGCCGGCACCCGCGUUUGCAUCGGGCUGCACCUGGCUCGCAUGGAGCUGCGACUUGCCACUGCCGUCUUCUUCCGGAACUGUCGUGGCGUGCGACUUGCGGACGACAUGACGGACGAUAUGAUGGAGAUGCAGAACUUUUUCUUGAUAAGUCCGGUCGGACAUCACUGCGACGUUACUCUCAGGUGA
This is a messenger RNA of Colletotrichum chrysophilum, 1290 nucleotides long. RefSeq lists its product as uncharacterized. The record is from RefSeq and is a predicted model, not a curated record. The transcript has 3 exons. Gene Ontology annotation, molecular function: heme binding; iron ion binding; oxidoreductase activity, acting on paired donors, with incorporation or reduction of molecular oxygen. The coding region runs from base 1 to 1290 and encodes 429 amino acids. Lineage: Eukaryota; Fungi; Ascomycota; Sordariomycetes; Glomerellales; Glomerellaceae.